Molecule: messenger RNA, 1266 nt
Organism: Oldenlandia corymbosa var. corymbosa
Lineage: Eukaryota; Viridiplantae; Streptophyta; Magnoliopsida; Gentianales; Rubiaceae
Source: the annotation of a GenBank genome assembly
AUGUUGAUCCGAUUGUGGAAAUAUCCAGGUUUCUUCACUAAACCCAUUGUCCAAUCUUUUCUCUUUGUAAGACCCUUUUGCCAAUCAUCCCCGAAUUUGAAUUCAGUUGUCCAAACUAUCACCUCAUUAGUCCAAGAAUCAUAUAACCAACAACAGCAACAAAGAGCCCAUUUCAGUUUCUGGCCAGCGUUCUUUAAGCGUAACUUUCCUGUUGAAGAAAAUUCGGAUUUAUUGACCCCAGAAGAGGCCAUAACUGUGGCUGCAUCUUUGGCUAAUACGGAUGGCUCUAUGGUGGCACUGGGUUUCUUUUACUGGGCUAUUGAGCUCCCGAAAUUCAGGCACUUUAUGAGGUUUUAUCUUGUGCUGGUAAUGUGUUUGAUGAAAAAUGGAAACUCUGAAAGGGCCAAUGAAGUGAUGCAUUGUAUGGUGAGGAACUUUGGGGAGGUGGGUUUGCUUAAAGAGGCUGUGGACAUGGUUUUUGAGAUGCAAAAUCAAGGCUUGGUUCUCUCUGUUCAUACUCUGAAUUGUGUUUUAAAUGUUGCUUUGGAGAUUAGUUGGCUUGAUCUGGCUGAAAAUGUGUUCGAUGAAAUGUGUAAGAGAGGGGUUUCUCCUAAUUCUUGUAGUUUUGAGUCCAUGGUUGUUGGUUAUUGCAGAUUGAAAAGAGUUAUGGAAGCUGAUAGAUGGCUGGUUGCAAUGCUAGAAAGGGGAUAUCUCGUGGACAAUGCAACAUGUACUCUGGUUAUGGAUGUAUUUUGUGAAACAGAUUGCAUAAAUAGGGCACUUUGGAUAUUUGGCACGUUGUGUGAUAUAGGGGACGCAAGGAAUGCUUACAAGUUGCUCAAAACUGGUUUUGAAAGUGGAUUCUCCGCUGAUUUAGUUACUUACACUGUUCUCAUAUCAGAAAGCUGCAAGCGAGCAGAUCUGAGGCAAGCAUUAGCUUUUCUUACUAAAAUGGUAAAAUCAGGUAUCAUGCCUGAUGUACAUGUAUACACGACCUUAAUUUCCGCUUUUUGCAAAGAAAAUAGAAUGUGUGAAAGUGAAAAGCUCUUUGAUGAUGCUUUUCUGAAGCUUGGAAAGCUUUGCAGUGAAAAGAAGGUGGACAUAGCUGCUAUGUUUUUUGACAAGCUACUGGAGAAAACCCAUAAUGUGGAUCGUGUAACUCUUGCAGCAUUUAUGAGAGCGUGCUACGAUAGCAACAAUUAUGCACUUGUCUCAAAUGUCUCAGAGAAGAUUAUCGGACAAAAUGGGGAAUCAGGCACAGAAUAA